UGCAGACAACAGCCCAUGUAUGUCAGACAGAAACCCAGAGUGCCAUCCCUGCACACAGCAUGAUUGGAAAUCUGGCCUGUACUUUGGGAAGACAAAGAGCUGCUGUGGCUCCUAGGAUCAUCCAGAUGAGAAGAUUCCUGCAUGGAACUCAUUUCAGGGUUUCAUCUUCUGUGGAGGAAGCUCUGGCUGAUGGGAGACCGAUCGUAGCCUUGGAGAGCACCAUCAUUACACAUGGCAUGCCCUAUCCCCAGAAUUUGAGCAUGGCCAGAGAGGUGGAAGAGAUUGUAAGGACAAAUGGGUCAGUACCUGCAACCGUGGGCAUUUUAAAUGGCAGGAUCCACAUCGGCCUCAAUGAUGAGGAACUUCAGUUUCUGGCAAAGAGCAAAAAUGUAGUUAAGGUAUCUCGGAGGGACCUUCCCUACGUUCUCAGCCAGGGUUUGUCUGGCGGUACCACUGUGUCAGGGACGAUGAUUGCGGCACACAAAGCAGGAAUCCCCGUGUUUGUGACAGGAGGGAUCGGAGGGGUCCAUCGCGAAGGAGAGAAGACUAUGGAUGUGAGUGCUGACCUGACUGAGCUAGGACGCACUGCAGUUGCUGUGGUUUCCGCAGGCGUUAAGUCUAUUCUGGACAUUGGUAGGACACUGGAAUAUCUGGAGACUCAGGGAGUCUGCGUGGCUGCCUUUGGAGACUCAAGGGAAUUCCCUGCCUUCUUCUCCCGCCAGAGUGGCUUCCAAGCACCGUGUCAGGUGCAGAAUGAGGAGGAGGCUGCCAAACUUAUUGCCAGCACCUUGGCACUGGGCCUGGGCAGUGGAGUGCUGAUUGCAGUGCCCUGCCCUAAGGAGGAAGCUGCUUCAGGACAGGUCAUUGAAGAUGCCAUCCAAGAAGCUCUGAGCAACGCCCGGUCGAAAGGGAUCACAGGGAAAGAGCUGACUCCCUUUAUGCUACAGAAGGUGAAUGAACUGACUAGUGGAAAAUCGUUGGACUCCAACAUUGCUCUGAUCCAGAACAAUGCCAGAGUGGGCAGCCGCAUAGCUGUGGCCCUGAGCAAGAUCCAAACUGCCACAGGGAAGGGCAACCUGCCUCGGCGUGAGAAAGUAACUUCACUUAGGCCUGUGGUGAUUGGCGGCAUCAAUGUGGACUUCAUAGCCAAGGCGAGAAAUACCACCAUACAGGAAGUAUCUUUUAAAAUCUAUUUGGUAUCUCAAGAGUUUUGUCUGGAACAGAAUUGUGUCAUCUCCAUUUCAAAGCAUGUCUGCUUGCCUUUAAAAUGUAUGUUUCCAGGAGAUGUUUUUCCUGCCUGGACCCUCUCUCCGUCCAGAGAGGGAACAACCAAAGGGAGCACAAGCAAAACUUCCCCCGCCCCCCCCCAUUUGAAAGUAUCUUCUUUCCCCAUUGGUCCUUCUGGUCAGGUGCCAACUAGGUUAACUGAACUGAUUAACCCCUUUCAGGCUGGUGGACAGACAAACGCUGGGCAAGUGAGCCAAUCUUUCGGAGGUGUGGGGAGAAACCUGGCAGAUUGUUUAAGCCGUCUUGGGAAGACCCCUCUCUUUAUCUCAGCUCUGGGGAAGGAUGAACAUUCAGAGUCCAUCUUGCGUUACUGCCGCCACAUGGACAUGUCAGGAGUCCUUCAGCUUGCGGGGCACAGUACAGCUACCUACUGUGCAGUGAUUACAGGCAGCGGAGAGCUCAGCCUUGGCUUGGGAGACAUGGACAUCCACCAGCAGAUUACAGAGCAAUACGUGUCCAAGUUCAAGGAGAGUCUGUGCUUGGCCCCACUGGUAUGUAUUGAUGGGAACGUACCAGUUGCCACCAUUCAGUACGUCUGUGAAAUUGCUAGAGAGCACCAGAUAGCAGUGUGCUAUGAGCCAACAGAUGAGAACAAGGCUUCUAAGCCAUUCCUUUCAGACAGCUGGAAAGCGCUGACCUACAUCUCCCCCAAUCUGCGAGAACUACGGGCAAUAAAUCGGACCCUCGGGCACCCUGUGCUGGCAGAGCUGCCGUCCAGGCUGGAGGAUGUUGUCAGGACUGCGAUGACCCUAACCCACCCCUUGCUGACACAACUGCAUUGUGUGGUGGUGACACUCGGCAUGCAUGGAGUCCUCUUGUGUGGCAGGAGAAUGGAAGGGAGUGUCUCGCUGUGCCCUGGAACUCGCAAACAGAAUGCUGCAGGCGAGCUGUGUGCCACCCACUACCCAGCAAUCCCCAUCUCCAGGGAAGAGAUAGUGAAUGUCUCAGGAGCAGGUGACAGUUUAAUGGCAGGGAUAAUCGCUGGGCUACUUGCUGGGCAUGACACAGAUACCUGCGUCCGGAUGGGCCUGCUCGCUGCCUGCCUCUCCCUCCGUUCAUACGAGCCCAUCUCCCAGGAGAUCAGUACUGUCAGCGUGAACCUGGAGCAGGUCAAGGCUAGGAGCUGGCCAGAGGUGAAGAUGUGGAAGAUGAAUUAGAGCUCAUGCUCUAGAACUCUAGCAGAUGUUACCUCCCCAUUCCAACCACACCUGAAGUGCAACAUGACUUCAGAUGUCCACCCCCCACUGUCAAUCCCCCAAUGCCACACAGCCAAUAUCUGGUACUGCACCUCCCAGAAAGCAACAACAACAACAACAACAACAAAAAAAUCAGGGUGCCUAAACAGCUUGGGUUGCACCUUCCUGAAAAAGCUUGUAUUUCUUCCUCCCAUCUUCGUAGUGUAGACGCCAACCAGCUGUUCCUCCAGCCCAGAGAGUUGAACCAAACUCCUUUCAACAGCCCUGCUCAGCCACCACUUCGGCAACACAAUGGAUAGCUCAGACAAUAUGCUUAUUAUAUAUGGGCUGGCCGAACCGCAGCCCACUGGCACACAGUUCUAGGAGAUGGCCCAGUGAUCAAAGUAGAGCAUUGUAUGCUGGGACUUAAAUAUCUAGAAACUUCUAUAGCCCCUCUGCAAUGUCCAACUGCUUCCAAAACACAAAUGAAUGUAAGCUCCCAUCUCCUCACUGAGGUGGGGAAGCACUGUUCUUGUCUUACAAAUGGGGGAUGGGAGGCACAGAGAUUAAGUGACUUUCCCAAGGUCACAGUGAGUCUGUGGCACAGCUGGGAAUGAAACCAAGAUUUACCCGCUCCCAGCCCAGUGCUUAACCACAAGACCAUCCUUCUACCUAUGGCUUUUCUGGCAUCCAUCUUUUUAUUACUGAGGGCAGUAACAAUUUGCACCAUUAAUACAAAUUAGAUACAGUCCUUCGGCUGCUGGCAAGUUGCUAAUCCUCUGACCACUGAGCAAACAAACCUAUGAGAAGUAGGUUUAUUCCAUCUGGCAUUGGGGUGCUCUAAGGGUCACAUCUCCCCCCCCCCCUUAUAAAGCUGCAGGAGGGUUAGCCACUGGCUGACCCGGAGGCAGCAAGUCAGACCCCCUUUCCUGGAUGGGACUUCUGCCACCAUAUUCUGUUCCCUUCAUUUGGAAAAAAGAUGUGUUUUGUCUCCUUUGUCCAUUCUGUCUCCAAGACAUAAUAUCAGAGAGGAUCUAUAAUCUCACCUACAGUGCCGUUACAAACAUUUCACAGUGACAUUAAUGACCAGUGUGUUAGUAGAUUUCCAACAAUAUAUUACAUGUCACCUUUUAUAU
Terrapene triunguis (Three-toed box turtle) is the source of this 3598-nucleotide messenger RNA. RefSeq lists its product as uncharacterized. NCBI's taxonomy places the organism in Eukaryota, Metazoa, Chordata, Testudines, Emydidae. Gene Ontology annotation, molecular function: pseudouridylate synthase activity; kinase activity. The record is from RefSeq and is a predicted model, not a curated record.